GAGAGAGAAGUUUGUUGUUCCAGUCUCUGGUCGGGGCUCAAGAGGUGUCCUUGACUUCCCUGAUGACAUUCACUUUACAUCAUCACCAGUUAAAUACAAAUCAUGUAAGACUAUUCUGGUAAGGAAUGUUGGCAAGAAAGAAGCUAAUUUCAAACUAGAAACAAACAAGCCAUUCUCUGUAUCUCCCUCUCACUCCAUACUACCAGUUAAUGGUUGCACUCAAGCUAAUGUAGAGUUCCUACCAAACAACACUGGAAAUUAUACUGGGGAACUAACCAUUCACUAUGAUACUGGUGAGGUGGUGUAUGUACAAUUGUAUGGGACUGCUAUUGAUGUUAAUGUGAGACUGGAUAAGAGCUCAAUACUAAUGGAGAGCACUUACAUUGGACUGUGUUCACAGAGAACAUUAACGUUACACAAUCGCACUGAUAUUGUUUCUCACUUUGAAUGGAAACUCAAAUCAACAGUAGAUGAAGAAGAACUACACAGAGACAUUAUAAAGCAAGAGUUAAGUGAUGAAGAGGCCAGUUCAAAAAGGUCAUUACUUGAUCGUUGUGUUCACAAUCCUUACCUGAGGGACAGGGUCUCUAUACUUGAUCAUAAUUUUGAUAAAAGGAAAGCACUUAUUAAUAAUGAAAGGUUUCUAUUUUAUGAUGAUGUUUUCUCCAUUGAUCCGGUGGAAGGUGAACUGUGGCCUCACUCACAAAUUGAUGUUACUAUUUCCUUUCAACCAGAGAAGGCUAAAAAUUAUUCCAGUGUAGCAUAUUGUGAUGUGACUGGUAGAGAGAGCAGGCUCCCCCUUAGGUUAAAGGGAGAAGGACUAGGACCUAAGCUUCGAUUCUCAUUUGAUUCGCUUGACAUUCAAAACAUUUUUGUCAAUUCUGCACACGCAUAUGAG
Messenger RNA from Amphimedon queenslandica, 898 nucleotides. Its product is annotated as hydrocephalus-inducing protein-like. The transcript is spliced from 9 exons. Gene Ontology annotation, biological process: axonemal central apparatus assembly; cilium movement. Gene Ontology annotation, cellular component: axoneme. The record is from RefSeq and is a predicted model, not a curated record. The annotation marks the transcript as partial. NCBI's taxonomy places the organism in Eukaryota, Metazoa, Porifera, Demospongiae, Haplosclerida, Niphatidae.